AUGGCGUGAUAUUGCAUCCAAGUUUGCGAUGAUGGCUCGAAACUCUAGAGGCGGAGAAACUGUUUCCAUAACAGAGAAGAAUAAAGAAUUCACAAGUAAUCGGAUUAAGAUGCCCGUGUUAAAUGAGGGUUUCUUUUAGAUAAAAAGCAUUUGUUCGCAGAGUAGCAAUACUAUCAGAACAAACUCACUCAUCAGUGGAGUGUCUCAAAAUGACCGCUGAUUACAACGGCUACUGGAAAAUGAUCUCCAACGAGAACUUUGAAGAGUACCUGAAAGCUCUGGAUGUAAAUGUGGCUAUUAGAAAGAUUGCCACCCUGCUGAAGCCAGAUAAAGACAUCACUCAGAAUGGCGAUCACUUCAUCAUAAAGACUCUCAGCACCUUCAGGAACUACAACAUGGACUUUGUGGUUGGUGAAGAGUUUGAGGAAGAUCUGAGUGGAGUGGAUGACAGGAAAUGUAUGACCACUAUCACCUGGGAUGGAGAUAAACUGGUAUGUGUGCAGAAAGGAGAGAUUGAGGGGAGGGGCUGGACCCACUGGAUUGAGAGAGAUGAACUUCAUCUGGAGCUGAGAGCCGCUGGGAUUGUGAGUAAACAGGUCUUCAAAAAGUCUACCGACUAAACACCUGCAAGAGAUCCAGGAAAAUCCAACACUUUAAAGUACAUAAACUCAAACCACAUCUUCCUACACCUAUCCGUCUGUGUGCACCUUCAUCUCUGCUAUUGUGAAAAGCAGACAAACACCAUCUGUGAUAGUCUGUCACAAUCUAUAAAUGCUUGUUUGUUCCGAUCCUCACAGAGGAACGUCUCAAGCGACUUUCCUUCAUAGGUGCGAUGUUUGUCAUUUAGAUGUUAUUUACAUUAGUAGUAGAGAACACUGGGAUAAGCUGCUCUGUAAGUGAACCAUCAAACAACAGGUGCGUCAGGAUAUUGUCUUGGACACAACGAGAAGAUUCCUCGGAUUGGGAGCUUCUGUGUACACAAAAGUAAUUAGGCUCCAGAGAGGAUGUGCAGAAGGAAAAAUGAUGUGACGAGUCUGAGUGCCGCCCAGCUGCUGUCGCUCUGAUUGAAGAGCCUGUCAGUCUCUUGGGUUCUGAGCAUGGCAGGGUUUUGCUUUCCUUCCCAUCAUGCCUCUGUGACUGUGCACACAAAAGAAUACAUAAAUCAGUGAAAUAAAGAGAAACGCAUUGCGUUCUGCUGUU
Messenger RNA from Labeo rohita (rohu), 1200 nucleotides. RefSeq names its product retinol binding protein 1, cellular, tandem duplicate 1 (gene rbp1.1). Bases 210 to 620 code for a protein of 136 amino acids. The transcript is spliced from 4 exons. NCBI's taxonomy places the organism in Eukaryota, Metazoa, Chordata, Actinopteri, Cypriniformes, Cyprinidae. Gene Ontology annotation, molecular function: fatty acid binding. The record is from RefSeq and is a predicted model, not a curated record. Gene Ontology annotation, biological process: fatty acid transport. Gene Ontology annotation, cellular component: cytosol; nucleus.